Molecule: messenger RNA, 3211 nt
Organism: Cuscuta campestris
Lineage: Eukaryota; Viridiplantae; Streptophyta; Magnoliopsida; Solanales; Convolvulaceae
Source: the annotation of a GenBank genome assembly
CUAUUUUUUUCCCCUGGUCUUUAACAUUAGAGAAUAAGCCCUUCAUUUGGUUUGUAAGUGUAAAGUAUAUGAGUAAAUGGGUAUAGGCAAAAAAAUAUAGAUCAGACUUAAAUAGAACACCACUGGUAACUGGUAAGUUAUAUAUAUAGAAAUAAAUGGACGGAGAGGGUGAAAGAAUUUAAGGUAAUAAAAUACUAGUGGAAGGGUGUGUAGUGUGUAAGAGUGGAAGGAUAUUUAUACAGCCAAUCGAAUGUAUUGGGUUAGAACUGAAAGUCACCAAUUUCAAUGAAGAGAUGUUUUUUAAGUCCUAUGAGUUGAAUGCUAUAAUAUAUGCUGAGUUGUCAAGCAGGAACUCACUGUUUUGGUCUCUACCACUUGUAGUGGGUAUUUGUCAUGUAUUAGAGGGACCAUGUUUGUGGUAGGUCUUGUAAUUAAGUGAUUUCAUCCUAUUUUUGCAGCCAUGGUAUAUUUCAUCUAUCAAGCUGGAGUAGUUUUAAUAAAUAAAUGGCUAUGAUGAUUGUUUUAUAUGGUUUCUCUUACUGUGUUUACUGAAAUUAAGGAAAUAAAACGUAUCUUGGCGUGGCUUCGUGGGUAUCCAGAAGUGGCCAUGGCGUUUUUAUAUCAUUUCCCUUGUGAUAGUAUAUAAAUAGUGAAAAUUCUGAGCCUCUUUAUGGCCCAGUUGAAAUGAGCAGCUUCCUCUAAGUACAUAUUGCUAUAAUGAAAUGCAAUGAGAUUAAAGAGGCCGUGACUAUAUCGUUGUGUAUUUUCCAAUGCUAAUCCCAAAGAUUUGAUGAAAUGAUUCGUACCUUGGAGAGGCAACCCGGAAAAUUGAUACCGUGGUUGCAGCCAUGGCAAUCAUAUAUUUUUGUGUAGCAAUGGAAAACAAUUCCAAGCCUCAAGAAAAUUUAUACUUUUUGUGUAGAAAUUAUAAACUUUAUUAAUAAUUUAUGGUGUUUGUAUACAUUGAAAUAGAGUGUGAUUUAUUUGGUGUCUAUAUUCAAGCCUCUUGAACAAUAUAAUUUCACAUAAUGUAGAGGCUUUACUUCAAACAUUUUGUCGAGCUAUUAUGGUAACAUUGCUGGUCCUUAAUGCCAUUCUGUUUGGCCUUUUGUGACUGUAAUAGAAGCAUGGUAAGAUUGAAUGGAUUUGUGCCAAAUGUACCAAACUUGUGUUAUCCAUUGGAUUGUUAAAAAUUGGCAUGAAAAUUGGAAUGAAAUGGAGCAUAAUAUUGGAAUACAGUUUCAUAAGGAUUUUUAAGAGGUCGUAACAUAUUUUUUUGUGUAAUUUUCAAUGCUGAUCCUAAAAAUUUGAUGAAAUGAUUCAUAUCUUGGCGAGGCUAUCCGGAAAUUUGACAUCGUCGUUGCAGCCAUGGCGAUCUUAUCUUUUUCUAUAGCAAUGGAAAAACUAUUUUGAGCCUCAAAAUAAACAAUUUUUAAUUUAUGGUAUUUGUAUAAAUUGAAAUUAAAAACAAUUUUAUACUUUAUGGUAUUUGUAUAAAUUGGAAUAGGAUGUGGUUUUUUGCUGUCCAAAUCCGAGCCUCAAGAACACUGCAUAUGCUGGGCCAUUUUGUGGGGAUGAUGUGGAAGUUUCAAGGAAGAUUUAUUUAAAUUAAGUUGCUGGUCCUGGAUGCCAUUUUGUGGGAGAGGCCUAACUUUAAACAUUUUGUCCAGCUAUAAUUAUAAAGUUGUUGGUCCUUGAUGCUAUUUCGUUCGGCCUUUUGUGAUUGUAUUAAAAUGAUGGGUCAUAUUGUAUGGAUUUGUGCCAAGUGUACCAAAGCUAUAUCAGCCAUUGGAUUGUUUAUAAAUGGCGGGAAAAUUGAGGCAUCAAAUUGCAAAGCAAUUCCCAUCAGCUUUUAUAUAUAUAGUAGAUAUUUAUAUAAAGUUGAGUUAAACAAUUGUGGGGAUGCCAUGUGUCAAGCCAGGUAGACUAUUUUGGUGCUUAUUUGGACAAUUGUUUGCUGACUCAAUAAAGUUGAGUUAAACAACAGUCUACUGGUGAUUGCUAUCGAUUGCCGUCUCUUCUGUUUCCCAUCCAUUCUGCCUCUUUGGGUUCACCAUCAACGGCGAUCAAGAGUUCCAUUGGCCAUCAUUUCCCAGCGGCCAACAACAGUCGUCUAGCGCAAGAGUUCCACCACACUUCUUCCUCUCCGUAAUGCCUGCCCGAUUCUUCUAACAGAUUUGACGAAUCUAGGGAUUUAAUCGGCGACCGUCUGCUUCCUCAAAACAGAGGGAGGGUUUUAGGGGAAUUUGGAUACUACGAUGAAAAGAACCUCUAAUUCUCCCAUGAUGAAACUGAACCUCUAAUUCUCCCACCACCACCUCCACCUAAAAAAGAGGAAAGAAGCAGAAUGCAAGAAGAAAAGAAGCACAAGAGCUUUAGAAAGGAAAAGCAUCUAGCCAAGCACCAUCCACCCAAGAUGCAGGUUCCUCACAGCACAAUGAAGGAGGAAGGUUAAGCAAAAAAGGAAAUGUGCGCAUGAAAUGCACUGUCUGUGGUGAAAUUGGCCACAACAAAAGGUCUCACUCAAGUAAAGAGAAUGGAGAAUCAACACACAAGAGAAAGGGUAAAAAGAAAUCAACAACGGCUGGAGACGGAGCAAGAAAGAGGAAAGAACCACCAGUGAAAGGGAAGACAAAGAAGAGAAGCAAAUCAGGUCCAACAGAAGAAGAUCAUCCUGCAUGCUCUAAUUUAAUACUCCCUCUGUCCACCAUAGAUCUUCCCAGACACUAUUCACAGGGUCAAAUUUUACUCACUUUGUUUACUCAAUUUUACUAGUCAUUUCAUAAAAUAAUAUAGUCUUGUCACCUCUAGUUUUGUAUAACUUUUCAUGUAGUUUAUUACUAUAUAAAUUUUAUUUUAAAAUUUUACUCCUAUAAUCAAUUAAAUUGAAUUGAAAAUAAAGUCAGUCAAGCCUCGUAACGCAAAAUGGGAAGAUCAUACAUGGACGGAGGGAGUAUAAUUCACAAUGUUGCAGCUACGGUUUUUUGGUUUUUGGUACCUGGACAUAGAAGGUGGUUUUUUGGGUUUUUGGUAGCCCUAUGUUGGUACUCUUUUAUGUAAAUGAGCAGUCUUUGUGCCUUUCUUGCUGUCUUUUUUGGUUUUUGUUUGAUAGACAGCUAGUAAGGGCAGUCGUUUUGUAAAUGGGCAGGCUUUUUGUUUGAUUGACAAACUUGUUAGCUUCCAAUAUGUAAAAUGAAGCAUUUUGUACAAU